Molecule: messenger RNA, 1092 nt
Organism: Akanthomyces muscarius
Lineage: Eukaryota; Fungi; Ascomycota; Sordariomycetes; Hypocreales; Cordycipitaceae
Exons: 4
Coding region: 1-1092 (363 amino acids)
Molecular function (GO): methyltransferase activity
Source: RefSeq, a predicted model, not a curated record
AUGGCCAGCGCGAACUCGGCGAGCGCGCGCAAGCAGUCGUCGUCACCCGUACCGUUAUCAUAUGUGGGCACUGAAGACGAGGCCAAAGUGGGCUCUGUCAACGCUGACACCGAGUUGGCGGACACUUCUACCACUUCUGGUGGCUCCGCAUUAGGCGACGACGCAAGCAUCGCUUCCUCAACGGUGACCGUGGAAGAAAGCGUGUACAGCUACACAACCCUUUACGGCCGCACGUACCAAGUCUCCCCAGCCACAGAGUACUGGGGUCCCAAUGAUGAAACGCAAAGCGAUGGUCUAGACCUUGCUCACGAGUUCAUCACAAUGCUACUAGGCGACCGCCUGUUCGAAGCGCCUAUCGUCGAGCCUCCGCAAGCGAUUCUAGACGUGGGCACGGGCACAGGCCUUUGGGCUAUCAAUGUAGCCGACAGGUUCCCGGAAACCCACAUCAUUGGCACCGACAUCAGUGCUAUUCAGCCAUGCUGGGUGCCGCCGAACUGCUUUUUCCAGAUUGAUGAUGUGCAGCUGGACUGGACGUUUGGCCCUUCACGGUUUGAUCUUGUGCACAUUCGUUCUCUGGGAGGUAGCGUUGCGGAUUGGCGUCGUCUUUACCAACAGGCCUAUAGGUCUCUCCAGCCCGGCGGCUGGAUCGAGCAUUUCGAGUUUACUACUCGCCUCUACAGCCGCGUGCCUCAUAUACGAGAUGAUCCCGACCACAUUUUCCAUAGGUGGGCUGAUACGUUCAACGAAGCCGGCGAGCGCAUGGGUAAAACAUUGCGCAUCGGCGUCAAGGGUGUCAUGCGUUCCAUGCUGCGCCGAGUUGGCUACGUGAGCAUUAUCGAAAAGACGCGCCGAGUACCAGUCGGGGGCUGGGGCAGCGAUGCAAGGGAUCGAGACAUUGGCAUCUACAAUCUUGCAUUCAUGGUAGUCAGCCUGGAGGGCUUUGCUUUGUUCAUGCUUCAUAGCAUUAUGGGAUGGGAUUAUGAGCGUGUACAGGUGUUUGUGGCCGAGAUGCGAGGCGCAAUAAUGGAUACCAAUCUGCAACCCUACUACUACGUGAGGAACGUAUACGCCAGGAAGCCGACCGCGCCGUAG